Molecule: messenger RNA, 3048 nt
Organism: Pocillopora meandrina
Lineage: Eukaryota; Metazoa; Cnidaria; Anthozoa; Scleractinia; Pocilloporidae
Source: the annotation of a GenBank genome assembly
AUGGCCUCCACAUCUGUGGUUACCAAUGCCGAUACAACAAACAUAACGACAUCAGCUUUUACGGUGAAAGAAGAAGGAGAUGAUGAAGUAACUUCUCUGAGUCCAUUAGCACUUGGCUUAUUCCUCGAAGCAGGUAUUUUGGCAGUUGCUCUUGGAAAUCUUUUGGUGCUGAUGUCGAUAAAAUUUCAAAAACAAUGGGUCAUUACAGAUAUUCUCCUUCUGUCCCUUUCAACGGCAGAUUUCAUUGGCGGAGCUGUCCCUCUUCAAAUUCUGAUUUUCGUGAACUAUUUUGUCCAGAGGAGGUGGACUCCCCUUCUCUGCGGCUUCUAUAUAGUGGUGGUAAAUGCACUUCGCUUUGCCUCCGCUGGGACGGUCACGCUGAUAGCUGUCGAACGAGCUUUUAUGAUUUUGUCUCCAUUCAAAUAUCACACGACAAUUACAACUUCGCGUGUGAAAAAACUUGUCAUGUUCACUUGGUUGAAUGCAGUGUUAUUCGCCUCUUUGCCAUUCCUAGGAGUUGGAAAAUCGGGUUAUGAAGAUGGUAAAUGUUUUUAUCAUUUAACGCAUUUGGGAAAAGCCUAUGCUAUUCUUAUCGUAUCUGCAUCCUUCAUAUUGUUGGCACUAGUGUUAGCAUGUUAUUUUGCGAUCAAAACAUCGAGUACGCAGUUUAUUAAGCGACAAACAGUAAUGGACACAAAAAACAAAACUGCCGGGACGAAUUUGUCUCGCGGGUCAGUUUCCGAGGAUCCUGGGUGCGAGGGAGUGAAAAGAAGACGAAAGAGUAGCACGCAUGGAGUGAGGGAGAUUCAGAGACUGUCACUUAUGAUGGCCCUAGUUGUUUUUCUUUACUACAUUAGCUGGCUACCAAUUUUGGUGAGUAUUUCGUUCUGGAGUAUUAAAAUGUUGAACUUGGAAAUGCAAAUUCUACCCAGCGAAGUCGGCUAUCGAGAUUAAGUCAUAGUCUUUACUAUACGGUUUCCAAAGCAUUUCAGCUUAGAAAUCACAUUGUAAACGAUGCAAUGCCUGGUAAAAAUUCGUGAUUCUGUUUCGUUUUUUUUUUGUUUUUUUUUUUGCCAAAGAGAAAACAAAUUAUUUCCGUUAACAAAGUAUGCAAUUGACCAGACAUACUUCAUGAAACUUCAAUCGUGAAUCAAACAAUCCAGUCAUCGUACAAUGGAGAAAUAAAAACCACUGAUAUACUGCAAUAGCAGCUUCCUAACUGAGUUAUUUGUUUCUUUCAUUUGCGGUGCGUCUGCCAAAAGCCAAAAAGAAAGGCAGUACCAAUAACUGCAAUAAUCUCUCUCUUGAACUCUUGUGCGGUGAGGACCUCAUAGGGUUCAACUUUCUCAGACACCUUCUAUCUUAAAUUUAGCUGUUAGUCUGUAAAACAAAACAAUUUCAGCUGAUGGGUAUCUUUUGCAAUUCAUCAGACUUCAGUUUAUACAUUAGUUGACAUAUGAAAUUCCCGAUUUCAUUCAGACUAUUCAGUCAAUACUGGCCUAGUGUUGCUCUUGAUGGUCCACAUAAGUCAGAAUUAGAGCUGAAGAUCAUGAUGCUGUCGAGAAGAAAACAUCAUUGUUUUCACAUUGUUUUCAGAUCAGCAACAUUGUUACCCUGAUUACAGGCCACCAAUCAAGUAAAGCUGUUGUUCUCCUGACGGGGAUGGUCUCUCUGAUAUACGCUAUGGCAAACCCCAUCAUUUACGGAAAAAUGAGUUCACGGUACAGAUGGGCUUAUCGGCGAGUGUUUGCAUCUCUUUUUCUUUGUGAGACUUGUAGGCAGAGAUCAAGAUCCUGGAGCAUAUCAUGCUCAAGAAAAAGUAAGUAAAUUUGCGGGAUUUAUUUAAGACAAAUCAUCUUUGGGUCUCUAUAGAAUUUUUGACCGUUUGAACGAUAUGUUAUUAUUUCUAAUCCUUCCUCGCCGGGAACAGUGUUCGUCCUUCUUUGUAGUAGCCUGAAAACCUGUCUCUCGUGUCAGAUGAGCGUUUUAUAGCUUUUUCUCAACUUUUCGUCGUAUGACACUGAACAUAGGAUUAUAGGAUUAGGACGAAGAAAAUUGUUCUUCUUUCUUUCUCUUUAUUUGAUCACAGCGAGUUGACAAAUGAACAUUUUUUCAUGAUAUCCUUAGGCACACGUUCGCGCACCUUGUCGUUACCACAAAUCUCAAAGGACCAAGAGCUCAAGAGAAAUAUUACCAAAGACGAAGGUCCUGAGUACCCAAAAAUGGCGCAUGGACGACAUCAAGAUUCUGCUGGACAGAGAAACGAGGGGCUACAAUGCCCGGAUGACUUUGCAGAAGGCGUGGUACUGGAAUUUGGCGAUGAUGGAAACAGUUUUUCUCAAAAUGAAUUUACGAGCAGAGAAACGAACAGCUCUUACUUAUCAAAUGAGUUUUUACUUUAAAUAAGAUGAAAAAUUAGCUAGAGAACGUUUCCAAAUACUUAUAUAGUUAUGUAGUCACUACUUAUCAACUAUUUAAAAAAUUGACGGUCACUAAAUGAACUUUGGUGGACAUAGAAGCGACUCCCUUGUUUGGCCAAGAGAGAGGAAAGAUUCGUACUUGUCAGAUGAGGUUUUUUUAAAAUUAGGUUCGAAUUUCUAGAUUAUACGUCUUUUUAUUUAAAUAUGUAAUCUCUAUAUUGAUUAAUCUAUGAUUGACGGAUGCUGAAUGAACUUUAGCCGAGAUAUAAAAAGAACCCGCAUAUUCGGAGAACUAAGCAACAUGACCUCUGCGGCAACGGAUAAGUUUGGCAGGAUUGAUCUCAUUAAACGAUCGAUACAUCAAUGAAAAACAUAAUCGAUCGAGCAAUUAGUCCCGUUUAUUUAAUAACAGUACUGGAAGGUUAAUGGUGAAACUAGCACUUAAGUCAUCUAAAAAAUUUUACUGGUGUCUAUUUAUAAUAAGUUUGUAAACAAGGUCAAUAAGGCGGAAUACUGUGAUUAAACUUAAACCAAGCAGAGUAUUUCAAAAUUUUACUAACACACUAGAAUCUGACCUUACUUAGAGAAUGACAAGUUGAAUGAACGCUAAAUUUUACCGGUAUCCUCU